Puma concolor (puma) is the source of this 618-nucleotide messenger RNA. Lineage: Eukaryota; Metazoa; Chordata; Mammalia; Carnivora; Felidae. The record is from RefSeq and is a predicted model, not a curated record.
AUGGCUGCAGACAUCUGGCCAGAGGUCGUGGGUUGUCCAGAGGCUGUGCCUCCCAAGCCUGCACUCUGGGCGCUCCUGCUGGCUCUGCUGGGGCUCGCACCGGGUCAGGCAGGGCUCCGCACCUGCAGCAUCCCUGACGUGCUCCGCCACUACCGUGUGGUCAUCUUUGAGGACCUGCAGGCUGCUGUGAGGCAGGUCGGGCCAGGCUCCCGACACCUCCAUUUCAUCCAGAAAAACCUGACUGGAGCUGCAGUCCUCGGAUGGCGGGAUCGGGAUCGGGUGGGAGCUUCCUGCGGUGCCCAGAAGGAGCACGAUAUCCUGCUGUCCAUUGCGUCCCUGGGUCGGACCCUGCGCAGGGUAGUGGCCCGGGGCCACCGCCGCGGGGCACUGGAGAAAGCCGCGUGGACUGUAGCCCUGCGCACCGAAGCAGUGAUGCAGCGCCACUGCUGGAUGAUGCGCCAGGUGAGCCGGUGGCCCAAGAGGCACCCUCCUCGGAGUCGCCGCAGCCGCAGCCGCAGCCGCAGCCGGAGGCGGCUCCUCCUGCGUGUCCUGGACACCGUCGCCACCUGCUGGGAGAAGCUCUUCGCGCUGCGUGCAGCAGCCUCCGAGGACUCCUAG